Prunus avium (sweet cherry) is the source of this 1788-nucleotide messenger RNA. Its product is annotated as alpha/beta-Hydrolases superfamily protein. Lineage: Eukaryota; Viridiplantae; Streptophyta; Magnoliopsida; Rosales; Rosaceae. Gene Ontology annotation, molecular function: catalytic activity. The record is from RefSeq and is a predicted model, not a curated record.
GACCAUAUUAAAGGAUACACCCAGACCCAAAACAUAGCCAUAUUCUCAUGUUCGUUUCCGGCAUCUGAACGAAACGCAGAUUGUGCCUGACCUCCCUGCCUUUCUCUAAAACCUCUUUCACUCGUUCGUUCAUCAUCAAGACGAUGCCGUAUUGCGAGGUCGGGUCGCGGCAGAAUGCCACUGGCGACAAGCUCAACAAUGGAAUCCAAAUUUUCUAUAGAACCUACGGUCAGGGACCGACCAAGGUCCUCCUCAUCAUAGGAUUGGCGGGGACUCACGAUUCAUGGGCCCCACAAAUCCAGGGACUGACAGGGUCCGUUACACCCAAUGAUGAUGAUGAAAGGAGGGCCGCCGAUGGCUGUGACAAUGAGGCUGGUUUUAGUGGCGGUGGGAUCGAGGUCUGUGCCUUCGAUAACCGUGGUAUGGGUCGGAGCUCCGUGCCCACCAAAAAAUCCGAAUAUACAACAAAAACAAUGGCAAAGGAUGCAAUUGCUCUGAUGGAUCAUUUAGGCUGGAGAGAAGCCCAUGUUUUCGGGCAUUCCAUGGGAGCUAUGAUAGCCUGCAAAUUAGCAGCAAUGGUGCCUGAUAGAAUUUUGUCAUUGGCUUUGCUUAAUGUGACUGGAGGAGGUUUUGAAUGUUUACCAAGGCUUGACCGACACACAUUAUCAAUUGCUGUCCGUUUCUUAAGGGCAAAGACUCCUGAGCAAAGGGCAGCUGUUGACUUGGACACCCACUACUCCAAGGGAUAUCUUGAGGAAUAUGUUGGAUCCAACACGAGAAGGGCAAUUUUAUAUCAAGAAUAUGUAAAAGGCAUAUCAGCAACUGGGAUGCAGUCUAACCAUGGUUUCGAGGGUCAAGUCAAUGCAUGCUGGACGCAUAAGAUGAAACGAAUGGAAAUAGAAUUGAUCCGCUCUGCAGGAUUUCUUGUUUCAGUCAUUCAUGGAAGGCAUGAUGUCAUUGCUCAAAUAUAUUAUGCAAGGCGACUGGCAGAGAAGCUGCACCCUGUUGCUAGAAUGGUAGAUCUUCCUGGAGGGCAUCUAGUGAGUCAUGAGAGGACGGAAGAGGUCAACAAAGCUCUUAUUGAGUUGAUCAAGGCAUCAGAAGCAAAAACAGAGCCACAUGAUUGGACAAAUUUGCCUGAAAAAAGUUUGGGGUGGAUGGCUACAAGAAUGUCGCUAAUCAGAAAAAGAACUGGUGAAGGGAACAGUGUAUCUUUCAUGUGCAAUAUGUUCGAAAAGCUACAUCUUUGCCUCUUAUACCUCUUUGGCCUCUUUGCAUUGGCAUUUGAGAAUGCAAGGAGAACUUUCAGAAGUAUGAAACCAGCUAGAAUUGGACAUUCCAUCACAUAGGCUGAGACAAGAUAGCCACUAGACCAACAUGUUUUACUGGGGUUUAUCAAUUUUUCAUUUUGUUGGCAAUUUGGCACUGCCGAAUGUAUUUAAGCGGUUGGCGCUCCCAAGUAAAUGUGGUGAAGAGUUCCCACUGCGAGUAUAAGCCAGAAUUUAUAGGCAAUACAGACAUGUUGCAGAUGGAGGCAGGAAUGGAGAGAGAUCACAAGGGCCAAUAUUUAGGCAGAUCCCAAUCCUCAUUCACUUGCAACAUACGAUGCUAAUUCAUCCAUUUAUUAUUUGUACUUUACCACAACGAGUCCUUACAAAUGGCACCUUUUACAGAACACAGAUUAAGCCUCCAGAAUGAGAGGGAAAAAUAAUAGGGGGUUUUCUAUUUGUAUCCAUCUUUCUGCUAUUGUAUCAACUUUCCCUGCAAAAAGUUCCCAUUUUACAUAUA